Sesamum indicum (sesame) is the source of this 969-nucleotide messenger RNA. The record is from RefSeq and is a predicted model, not a curated record. Lineage: Eukaryota; Viridiplantae; Streptophyta; Magnoliopsida; Lamiales; Pedaliaceae.
UUUCCCCUAGGAUUAGUUGAUUAUCGUUGUCAAAGACUUCCACAAGAAUCACCCUAAUUCCCCCCUUCUUCUUUCUACUUUCACAAACUUUCUUGUAAUCCUUAUCUAUUUCGUAUUGUUCAUUGCUCUUCCACGCACAUUUUUGCUAAUAUCAUGUCCGUCACAAAAUCCCUCAUUGCCUUUGGCCUCGAUAUUAAGCCCUAUUGUCCAUCGCAAAAUCCAUUAUUCUCCAAUUCUUCUGCAAAUCUUCUCAUGGUUAAAAAACGCCACAACGGUUUCUUCGACAAACAAGGUUUGAAACGUCUCAACAAUGUUAUGGGAGUGCAAAAGGACGAUGGAAACACAAGGAGCUUGGUCGUGUACAGUGUUGUUCAACCAGGAGCCCCGCCGCCUUCUGAGCCUCCUUUCAAUUUCUUGAAAUGGAUUGUGGGAGUAGUCUUGUCAAUAGUCCUACCCUUCUUAACCCACAACAAAUGGGCUUCAAUUCUCAAACUCAAAAACGAAGUUGAUACUGCGGUGGAGACAAUAGAAGUAAUAGUCGAUGCAGUGGAGAAGGUGGCGGAGGAAGUGGAGAAAGCGGCUGAGCACAUCGCAUCUUCCCUUCCAGAAGGCGGAACCCUCAGAAAAGCCGUCGAUUUCGUCGAAAGCGUGGCUGAAGUAACAUCCAAGGAGGCUCAUUUAGUCGGAGAUUUUAUCGAUAAGCAGGUUCAGGAAGCAGAGGAAAAAGUAGAGGCAUGCGUUGAGUCUAUGGCUGAGGAAGUCGUCCAUCCCCAUCCCACGGAAGAAGACAGAGCCAAUGAGCAAAUUAAAGAAUUAAACAAAAAUUAAUGAACAACAUUAACAUUAAUUAUUUAUUAAAUAUACUUGUGCAUUUGUAAAUAAUUAUAAUUAUAAUGUAAAAUUGAUAAUGAUUAAGAUAGUGUACAUGUAAUUAAGUGAUAGUAGAUAUAUACGAUGUGUAUAUGUAUA